This is a messenger RNA of Porites evermanni, 1447 nucleotides long. NCBI's taxonomy places the organism in Eukaryota, Metazoa, Cnidaria, Anthozoa, Scleractinia, Poritidae. The record is from the annotation of a GenBank genome assembly.
AUGUGGAGUCUACCAGCCGAUGUAAACACUUUGGAAAAAGGCAAGUUCAUAAGCUCUCCGUUUUGCUCAUACUCAUCGAGAUAUCAUCGCAAAAAUGAACUUAAUAACUACCUCUUAAGUGUCGAAGUUGAAGGCAAAGUCUCGGCACUGAUGGGUCUUGCUUCUGCCUCGGCAAAGUAUCGCCACAAAGAGGAGUCUUCGAUAAAGCGAGAGGUGUUUUCUUUAUCCUUGUCAGUUUAUGCAAGAAAAGGUUAUCUUGUUCCUGAAGCUCAUACGAAGAUCUCGGACCAAGGAGUAGAUUUCGAUGUUGAAGCGAUGGAAAUUGGCAUGGAAGAUAUCUUAAUUGUCACUUCAGAACACGAGAGGUAAGCAAGUCGAUUGACGAAAACUGAUCUAUAUUAGAUUCUCGCGCUCUUGGCAGCCUUUGAUGUUAGUUUAUUUAAAUCAUAGUGAGUGUGUCUUGUUUCAAAACUUCCCUUAAAUCUUAACAUGAGCGAGCUUAAGUGUAUUAGUUCUUUCAGACUUCCAGCAUGACAGCGUGCCCUUCUCAUUGUACGUAGAGAGUUUUUUCUGCUUGCUUCUACAAACUAAACAGACCCAGCAUAGAGGUGUCCGUACUAGAUGUGGAAUUAAAUCAAUUAACUGGGCACCUUGGAGCUCAAUUAAGUCUCCAGUGAAACACGUCAAUGAAUUAUGAGGUGACUUGCGAAGAAAGCAGAACGAAACAGGGUAAGGGGUUGGAGCAACUCACUAAAAAACUUUGGAGUUUAUUGAAAUUCGUCUUGUCCACUGAUAAAGCAUUCAGAUAUCAUCCGAAUAUACACCUUUUUGAAGAAUGACAAGAGACUACUUGCCUGUAGAAACCUGCACAUACAAUUAACUGAUAAUGAAAAUUUCCACUACAAUUAACUGAUAAUGAAAUUUCUCUUGUUUAAAUUUUAGAGAAGACAAGAAAACAGAGAAUACAGUCGAGUUUAAAGUAAGAGUACUCUUCUUUUCUAUCUCCGCAAAGUUGGAACAUAUUCACAAGAGUUCAGAAGUGAAGGGAUUUGUCAGGAUUGAUCAUUAUUCAUCUCAAACCGGAAAAUGGAAGAAUUGGGAAUAUGACGCUGAUUCCUUCAAUCAAGCAAUGGCCAAAGUUAAAGACCUUGAGAAGAAUAUGUAUAAUAUUCCAAACAUUGUUAAUCGUGAUCCUUACACAAAGCUCUUCGCCCUCCGCAUAGUGGUCACACCAAACGUGGGAGACACGGUUAAGGUAGUUGUGUGUCUUGAACUGGAAAAGAUGUUAAACGAACUCCAAGUAAUGUCUGUUUCAUCUCCUAAGUACCGUAUUGAUUUCCAAGUUGACAAAAUCAAACGGUCACUAAAAGACUUAAAAGACACUGCGAUGGAAAAAUAUUUCUUGAAAAGCCUAGAGGAAAUAAGACAAAGUAAUUCUAGAGCCUGA